Molecule: messenger RNA, 534 nt
Organism: Drosophila melanogaster (fruit fly)
Lineage: Eukaryota; Metazoa; Arthropoda; Insecta; Diptera; Drosophilidae
Gene: CheA46a
Product: chemosensory protein A 46a
Exons: 2
Coding region: 1-534 (177 amino acids)
Source: RefSeq, marked reviewed
AUGUCUCUUGAAUUGCACAAAGUACUUUUGGUUCUUUCAAUCGCCCAUUCGGCACUGGUUCGCGCCGGGCUGGAAUGUCGAAUAGAAUCGAUUUCGAAAGUGUUUGGAGACAAUGAAACACUGUUUGAAUUUAAUUUCCGUGUAAUCGGACGGCAACGCCUAUUGAAUGGAACACUUAACUUUCACGUCGAUUUGGAUGAUGACUACGAAAUGUCAAACGAGGUCCUUGCACUCAAAGACGGAGAGUGGGAGUCGACGAGUGUAAGCGCGCGUUUCAAAACCUGCAAAUAUAUGGCGGUAAUCUAUGACAAGUACUUUGCGGUCUCAUUCAAGGACUCAAAUAUUCCAAAAGGUACUGAAGCCUGUCCAAUCAAGAAGGGAGAAUAUUAUGCCAGAAACGUGGAGGUGAUCGCCGACAAUUGGGCCCACUAUGCCAAACUGGGCCUAGUACGAUCGAAUAUGCUUGUUAGGAAGAAUAACGUUGUAUAUGGGGGGUUUGAUAUUGUGUUGGUUUUAAGCCAGAAGAUCGUGUAA